AUGGGUUACUACAGAGGAAUUAAAUUAAAACCCAGACCACGUCCUCGGACCCCUCAGACCCAGACCACCCCCUCAGACCCAGACCACGUCCUCGGACCCCUCAGACCCAGACCACCCACUCAGACCCAGACCACCUACUCGGACCCCUCAGACCCCUCAGACCCAGACCACCCACUCAGACCCAGACCACCUACUCGGACCCCUCAGACCCCUCAGACCCAGACCACCCACUCAGACCCAGACCACCUACUCGGACCCCUCAGACCCCUCAGACCCAGACCACGUCCUCGGACCCAGACCACGUCCUCGGACCCCUCAGACCCAGACCACCCCCUCAGACCCAGACCACGUCCUCGGACCCCUCAGAUCCAGACCCCGUCCUAUGACCCAUCAGACCCAGACCACCUCCUCGGACCCCUCAGACCCAGACCACCUCCUCAGACCCCUCAGACCCAGACCACCUCCUAUGACCCCUCAGACCCAGACCACCUCCUCAGACCCCUCAGACCCAGACCACCUCCUAUGACCCCUCAGACCCAGACCACCUCCUCAGACCCCUCAGACCCAGACCACCUCCUCGGACCCCUCAGACCCAGACCAUGUCCUAUGACCCCUUAG
Messenger RNA from Micropterus salmoides (largemouth bass), 618 nucleotides. RefSeq names its product extensin-like. The record is from RefSeq and is a predicted model, not a curated record. The transcript has 2 exons. The coding region runs from base 1 to 618 and encodes 205 amino acids. Lineage: Eukaryota; Metazoa; Chordata; Actinopteri; Centrarchiformes; Centrarchidae.